CGCGACUGCAGCUUCCGCGUUUGGCUGCGGGGUCUCGGAGUGAGCAGGAGAAUGAAUCACUCUGAAUGUAACCAUUUACAGAAACCUAAGAGACCCGCGUGGAUUAUACAAUGCAUAUACAUCGUAGGGUUCAUGGACCUCUUUGGGGUCAGUAUGAUCAUCCCUUUACUGAGCCAUCACGUGAAGGCGUUAGGAGCAAGCCCAAUAGUCUCGGGAAUAGUGGGGUCCACUUAUGGGGUUUUACAGCUUUUCUCCAGCACUAUAGUAGGCAGCUGGAGUGAUGUAGUGGGGAGACGCUUUUCUUUACUGACAUGCCUUUUGCUCAGUGCUUUCGGUUACAGCCUCCUAGGCAUGUCCACUUCCAUUGCCCUGUUUGUGCUGGCCCGAAUACCAGUGGGGCUUUUUAAACACUCAAUUUCCAUUUGCCGAGCGUUAAUAUCAGACAUAGUGUCGGAAACAGAGCGCCCUCUGGUUAUGGGUCACUUUAAUGCAGCUUCCAGUGUGGGAUUCAUCCUGGGCCCAGUGGUAGGAGGCUACCUCACUGAACACGAGGGAGGAUUUUAUAUGUCCUCCUUUGUCUGUGCAGCUAUCUUCCUCCUUAAUGCAGCUUUGGUCUGGAUGUUGCCGUGGAGUGAGAUCCUAACCCAACAUUUAGACCCAAACAGGAACAGUAAAAGCAGACAACAAAAUGACAGACUGAGAAAUUGCGAUGGGAACCACCAUGGUAGUCCCUCUACCACUAAAACCCCUUAUUCUGCUGGAUCUCUGUGCAAGGACUGGGGUAAUAUAGCUGUACAGCAGUUGACCUCAGUAGGAGUACAAAUUCGCAUGGUGGCCUCUUCUGACAUGUGGGAUGUGUUCCUGCUGCGUCUAUUAAUGGGGCUGGCAGUCAUGCUUUACCAUAGUAACUUCUCUCUGGCCAUGGAGGAGCGUUUUGAUUUGAAACCCAAAUUGACAGGUUACAUGAUCAGCUACAGCAGCAUGCUGGGUGCACUGGCUGGGUUCCUGAUGGGCCCAAUGACUCGUUUAUACAGUGGUAACAUGUCUGCACUGCUGAUACACUCCACAGCAUUCACAUGCUCUUUGAUCUUACUGUAUGCUGCAGCUGGGAGCAUAUGGCACGUAGUGCUUUCCUCUACAUUCUUUGCUAUUUCUACCAGCGUGGGGCGUACCUGCAUUACAGUCCUGGAACUGCAGCGUGGAGGAAGUGCAAGGGCCAGUGGCACCCUGAUUGGGGCGGGACAAUCGGUGACAGCAGUCGGGCGCAUAUUGGCCCCGCUGCUUUCCGGCCUGACUCAGGAAAUCAGCCCAUGUGGGCCACCAACCCUUGGUGUCUUGCUGGCUCUCACAGCUCUGGUGCUGCUGCUUGUCAGGACUCCAAAGUGGGUUAUGAUGAGGGACAAGAAUGCCAAAGAUUGAUUGGAGGAAUUUUUAAAGCCACACACAUUUCAGAGCACAAGGAGCAUUCUGGUGGAAGCUGUUGAAGUUUGCAGUUAUUGGAGUAUAAAAUGCAAUCUCAGCAGAUGGCAACUGUACACACAGCAGGAGGACCUACCAGACCAAAGGAAGACUCUGAGACUGAUUCAUAAGCAUAAGACUACUUACUAAAUGUAAGCAUUUACUUUGAAUGCUAGUCAUGUUCAUCAGGUAUCAAGUUUAUAGAAGAUGAAAUUCACAGGGUCUGCACAAGUUCUGUUACUAGUAAUUGAUCCUUUUUUUUAGCACUAAGAUUAGAUUGCUCCUUGUAUUAACAACAUAAAAUUGAAGUGUUAAUAUAUUUAUUACUAAGAAUAGUACAGUGGAGCAGCAGUUAGCGCUGAUGCGUCAUAGCUCCAAGCUGCUUGUUUUUUUUCUUGAGCUCAGGUAACAUGGUCUACGUGUUACAUGGUCUACAGUAGGUGUCCCCUCAUCCCUCAAAAGAGUGUGUUUGUGUAUGGUAUGUGGUGGCAGGGGAUGGACUGGUAUACCAUCCAGGGUGUAUUUCUGACUUUGCUCAGUGUUUUUUGGAUAGGCUCUGGAUCCACCAUAACCAUGACUAGGAUAGAGCAGUUACUGAAGAUGAAUAAAUUAAUGAGUAAAAAUUUAAAAGUACAGAAUAUUAAAAUGUUUUUUUUUUAGUAUCUGUAUAUAAUUUAAACAGAAUCUUUUUAGGAAAAUACACCCCUAGUUUUAUAAAUUAGUGUUUUGUUCUGUGUUUUUUAUUUCCUAGUGAUAAAUAGAUAGAUAGGAAAUGCAAAUUGCACAAGCGACACAUUGUUGCAUUCCAGAAAGAUGAUAAAAGAUAAUGAAGCCCUGAUGAAACAGCUGGUUCACUGACAGUCAGAAGUUUUUUUACAAAAUAUGAUGGUUGGAAAUUUUUAAUAAAAACCCUCUUUGUAUUGUAUUACAUUUAAAAACACAUUAUACGCAGUAUAUUUUCCUGUGGAAAGUCAAACAAA
Molecule: messenger RNA, 2438 nt
Organism: Clarias gariepinus (North African catfish)
Lineage: Eukaryota; Metazoa; Chordata; Actinopteri; Siluriformes; Clariidae
Gene: slc67a2
Product: major facilitator superfamily domain containing 9
Exons: 6
Coding region: 52-1419 (455 amino acids)
Biological process (GO): transmembrane transport
Molecular function (GO): transmembrane transporter activity
Source: RefSeq, a predicted model, not a curated record